AUGACCGCAUCGACGAGAAAAACUGCACCGAACACAUGGCUCCCCUCCACGUGGAGAAGUUCCUGUUCCUGUCGUGGCAUAUGCUUGACUACAGCUAAGCCUUGAUCCUUUUCCCUGUUCUCUCAAGUCUCAUCAUCUCCUUCUGUACGAAGACGUGCGCUCAUCAUGGCCUCCUCAUCGCCCACCUUCUGCAAGUUGAAAGGGCAGAACCUGGUAUACGCAGUAACAGCAUGCUGCAGCAUAGGCUUCAUGCUGUUCGGCUACGAUCUGGGCUUCAUGGGCGGCCUGACCACCUCCCCGGAAUUCCUCCAGCAGUUUGGCCAUCCGAGCCCGUCUCUCAUCGGCUUCCUCGUCUCGGCGUACGAAGUGGGCGCCUUCUUCGGAGCAGCCAUUACCUUUACCCUAGGCGACAGAUUCGGUAGGAAGCCGUACGUGAUCGGCGGCUCUAUUGUUGUCAUCGUAGGCUCCGUCAUCUCGGCUGCGUCUUAUGGUGUCGCGCAAUUUCUUGUCGGCCGAGUGGUCGCGGGCGUCGGAUUGGGUUUCAUGACGACUGUCAUACCGGUUUGGAUGGCCGAGUGCGCAAGGCCGAAGAACCGCGGGAGGAUGAUGGCCAUGCAGCUGAGCACGCUAAUUUCCGGACUCAUUAUCGCUAACUGGCUGGAUUACGGCAUGAGCUUCUACCCAGGUUCCGUGCAAUGGCGCUUCCCCUGCGCAUUCCCCAUCCUCCUUUGCAUCAUGGUCUGCGUAUUCCUCCCCUUCCUCCCGGAAUCACCGCGGUACCUAGCAAACAAAGGCGAACACGACCGCGCAGCCAACAACCUCGCCGCGCUCCGCGGCGACCACGCCUACACCGCCGCGAUCGCCGAGGAGAUCAAGGAAAUCCAAUACGCCAUCGCGGUGGAGCACAACGAAGCCGGCUCGUGGUCCGACGUGUUCAAAGACCACGGCAUCUCCGGCUCCACUCGCAUCGCCAUUGGCUUUGCCGCCAACGCCUUCCAGCAGUUCUCCGGCGUCAACGUCAUCUCGAGUCUGGGGCCGUACGUUUUUCAGAAUUCCAUCGGGCUGAGUCACCGGGAUGCUUUGCUUGUCGCUGGUGGAUUGCAGGUCUUCUACUUCUUGAGCUCGUUGAUUCCUUGGUUUAUCGUGGACAAGGCUGGCCGACGUCGCUUGUUCAUUCUUGGAUCGGCGGGCAUGGGUACCUGCAUGAUGCUUUCUGCCAUUUUUGUCGGGAUUGGGACGAAGGGUCUGGGAUAUGCUGCUGUGGUCGUCCUCUACUUGUUCCAGACAUUCUUCACACUAGGAUGGCAAAGCAAUAUGUGGAUCUAUCCUCCAGAGAUUCUGCCCUUGAAGCUAAGAUCUCGAGGCAAUGCCAUCGCCGUCGUCAGCCAAUGGCUCUGGACCUUCCUCAUCGUCGAAAUCACGCCCAUCCUGAUCACCAACAUCAAAUACAAGAGCUACAUCGUCUUCGCCGUGCUCAACUUCGUCACCAUUCCCAUCGUCUACUUUACGUUUCCCGAGACGUGCGGCCUCACUCUCGAAGCCGUGGACCUGCUGUUCGCGGACCGCGAUGGUAAGCGGCCGAGUAUCUUCCGCGUGGUGCGCGAUAGUAGGAAGAAGGAGUAUUUGGCGGAGAUUGAGGCGACGCUGCGGGAAAGGGCGGAGGCCAGGUCGGAGGCCAGGGUGGAGGGCAGGGUGGAGAGGAAUGAACUUGGGAGAGAGGAGGAUGAGAAGGAGGAGAGUGGGAGUGAGAAGUUUGAUGUGUCGCAUAUUGACAAGGUGUAAGGAUCUAUUCGGUGGAAGCUGGAUAUCUGCAUUGCAGAAUCUGGCUGCGA
Neohortaea acidophila is the source of this 1832-nucleotide messenger RNA. RefSeq names its product putative hexose carrier protein. Gene Ontology annotation, biological process: transmembrane transport; carbohydrate transport. The transcript is spliced from 8 exons. Lineage: Eukaryota; Fungi; Ascomycota; Dothideomycetes; Mycosphaerellales; Teratosphaeriaceae. Gene Ontology annotation, molecular function: carbohydrate:proton symporter activity. Bases 166 to 1782 code for a protein of 538 amino acids. The record is from RefSeq and is a predicted model, not a curated record. Gene Ontology annotation, cellular component: membrane.